Molecule: messenger RNA, 2000 nt
Organism: Brassica rapa (field mustard)
Lineage: Eukaryota; Viridiplantae; Streptophyta; Magnoliopsida; Brassicales; Brassicaceae
Product: protein LURP-one-related 15
Source: RefSeq, a predicted model, not a curated record
UAAUCGCAUAUGUUAUAGAUAGUUGAAGAUUAUAAUAAUUUACAGUGGUGGUGGAAGUAAUGGGGUUACUUACCCCCAUUUUUUUUUUUUUUCAACAAAGAAGCAAAACUAAACUAAGUAGAUUCCUGAGCCGAGAACCAUCUCAGAGGAACGGAGUCAACAUAAACCAUAGCAGAAGGCUGAGUCCUAGCACCUCGUGCUAGCUUAUCCGCCAUCGUGUUUUGUGCCCCCGUUUUAAAUUUUAAUUUUUUUUUACUAAUUAUAACUAGUUUUAAUUAAUGCUUUCUUCAUAACUUUAAUUUGUACUCAGUUUUUUCUUCUAAGAAAUUAAUAUCAUAAAUAAAUAUUAGAUAGAUAGAAAUUUGUAGAUCAAUGGAUGAGCCUGCCAACUUUAAAAAGGGGACCAAUGUAGCUCUAACUUUCAUGGGAAAGUUCCUCUAAUCAAUAAGAUCUGAAAACAUAAAAUGUCUUUCCAAAUUACAAUAUAUUGUACAUCAAAUUGCAUAUAAUUGAAAUAAUACAACGGCAAAAGGAAAGAAAAAACAUGGAUGGUUCAUAGCAUUAGAGUAAAGUAAGAUAUAUGCAUGGUCUUAUUUUAUUCAGAGAGAUAACAAGUUGCUCAAAAGUCUUCUUUGUUGUCUUCGAUUUCUUUGACCUGCCAGUCAAUUUGCUUAAAGAUGACUGAUGAUGGGAUGACAUGGUUUUUGUCAAGAAUAUUGUUGCGAUGACUUCCAAGUCAAUCAAAUUGUUUAUUUCCAUUAUCUGUAAAUACAAGAUAAAUAACAAUUAUUAAAAUAAAAUAAUUAUUUAUCAUUGUUGAUUUGCUAUUCGUGGUAUGUUAACCAUUUCAUUUUAAACAAAAAAGUAUAAUAUACUAAUUCAUUUAUACAAUAUAUAUUUCAGUAUAGUUAAGAUUUAAUAUAUUUUGCUUCCAAUAAAAUAAGUUCCUGGCCGCCACAAAUUAUUAAGUUUUAGGUAUGGAUCGACUAUCUACAGUGACGACAAAAAUAAAAUAGUCUCAAAAACAUUGGGCGUAGACAGUUUAAUAGUCAACAUACUGGAUGCAGAUUUGCUUUUUCGUAGACUAUAUAAAACCCCUGAGUAAGCUUAUCUUCUCGGCACGAAACCAAAUCACCAAAGCAGAAAAAAAGAUAGAAAGAGCAUAUUAUACAAUAAUACCUUUUCUAGGGAGAAGAAAGAAGAAAUGGUGCAGUCGGUGAUCGUGGAUCGAAGGUUCUGUGUUCCUGGCCCCGUGGAUCUGGUGAUGGUGCGGGAUAAGAUUGCGUCGCAGUACGGUAACUUCGUUAUAGGUGACGUUAACGGGAACAUGAUGUUCCAGGUGAAGAAGCCGGGUUUUGGUCUUCACAAGAAGAUGAUCUUAUUGGAUAGUUCUGGAUCUCCGGUUUUGACUAUGAAAGAAAAGUCGAUGACCUUGCAUAACAGGUGGCAAGUAUUUAAAGGUGGGAGUACGGAAGAGUGUGAUAUGUUGUACACUGUGAAGAGAUCGUCGAUGAUUCAGCGUACGACGAAACUUGAGGUGUUUUUUGGUCAGAACAAUGAAGAGAAGACAUGCGAUUUCAGAGUCAAGGGGACGAAUUGGCUCGAACGCUCUUGUGUCGUCUACGCUGGCGUAUCUGACGUCAUUGUUGCCCAAAUGCAGCACAAGAAGCACACGCGGCAUACCGCUUUAUCGGGAAAGGAUAGUUUCUCAGUGACGGUUAAUCCAAACGUCGAUUAUGCCUUCAUUGCCUCUCUCGUAGUCCUUUUUGAUGUUAUUGACCGACAAGAGUCGGCCAAAGGAAUCGGCACUGAUAAUUUCGAGGCUGCCCACGUUGUACAUGGUUUAUUUCAAUGAUGGAUUUUAAAAGAGUUUAAAUCCAACCAAAAUCUAUUGUUAUUCAGGCAAUGAUUCUGAAUUAUGUUUUAAAGUUCAGUGGUAUUGGAUCUUAUAUUUAUAAAACACUCAUCAUAUAUUUUUCAAUCCAUUGUUAUUUAAGAUU